CAGAAGAGGUGUGGUACCCGAUGCCCACUUAUAAACAGUGUAUUUUAGACACCUAUUCGGCAACUGUGAAAUUUCUAGAUCAGUCCAAUGGAAACUAUUCAUACCCUUUCGAUUUCUUCCGAGAUUUGAAGAAAUAUGGCGACUUUCCAACCCGAGAUUUCGCCGUCGUUUUCGGACUGGCUGUGUUCUGGACGAUUGCGAGAUACCUCCUUACAUUGUUCGUGUACAAGUUAAAAACCUAUGACAAAGAUGAUAAGCCAAUUGGACUAUUCUUCAAUCUCACACCCCUAAACCAGAAAAAGUUUCCAGAAUCAGCGUGGAAAUGGAUGUUCUAUAUGUUUACCUGGAGUUACAGUAUAUAUAUUUUAUUCUUCACGGAUAGGAGAUUCUUUCAGCAGCCGUUGUUGGUAUGGCAAGAUUGGGUGCCAUCUUUGGUGAUGCCUUUUGACAUCUACUUGAUGUACAUGAUCCAGUGUAGCUUCUACAUCCAUUCAAUAUAUGCCACUUUGUUCAUGGACCAAUGGCGGAAAGACUCCAUCGUUAUGAUGUUUCAUCACUUUCUGACGCUUUCUCUUAUAGGAUUUUCUUAUGCUGUUAGAUAUCAUAAGGUUGGAGCCCUUGUCCUGUUUGUCCACGAUGUCACCGAUAUUUGCCUCGAGUUUACAAAGUGUAACGUCUAUCUGAAAGAUCGCGGCGGCAGAUUCUAUGCAUUCCACGACAUCCUGUCAACUAUCGGGUUCAUCUUCUUCGCUUCCACUUGGUUCAUAUUCCGACUCUACUGGUUCCCACUAAAGGUGCUCCACUCAGCCGGCCACGGUGCCAUGACCUACGCCCCUUCACUUCCCGUCUUCUGGUUUUUCUUCAACGUCAUGUUGUGGAUUCUACAGAUAUUGAAUAUAUACUGGUUCAUGUUUAUUGUUAAUUUCCUGUAUAAGAUUGCCACCGGGCAGAUGAAGGAAGUCGAUGACAUUCGUGAGAAUGAAGUUGAUGAGAAGUGUAAGCGCGUCCAACAUAAGCCAAUGAAUGGCUUCGCAGGUGGUCAUGUGACCAACCACGUCGGCGAGAAUAAUCAUGUGAUGAAUAAUCAUAAAAAAGUUGAAAAUAACCAACACACCAACAGCAACAACAUCAUCAAGCACAGAAAAUCAACAAAAACAAUGGAGAACCACGUGCAUGGUUAGAAACCUGAUGACAUCAUCACUAAAUCAGCGCUCUGAUAGGCCAGCACUAAGUCAAAUUAUUUACAUAUUAAUGAGAAGCAGUUCCAUGUAUUGUCCUGAAAACAACCUGUCGUUACAGUCAGUAAUGUGGUUGCUAAGCAAUGUUUCUAGUUGCUAGGCAACCAGUUGAGUUUCUAUGUUGCCAGUGAACAAAAUCUUGUUGAUUUCCAAGAAUUCAAUUUACUGUUCAGUGAAAAGUUCCUAUGUUUACCCAGAGAAAACUAAAUCUUUUUGGAAUCAUUGGAUCGUUCUUCUGUAAGACCCUGACACCCUAUCAAGGUGGUCUUGCUGAUGAAUAUUACAGAAAUAUUAUAACGAUCAAUUGAUAUUACUUACAUUCGUUGCUGUGGAAAAAGCUAUAGAGAUUUUUGUUGUCUUGGUGAUUGGGCAUUAGCAUAUUUCCAUGGCAACCAACACCUAUGUCCAUAAAAUAAUCAGUAUUACAAAUACUUAUCUGGCUGCUUCACAGGUUACCAUGGUGACUAGUGUUGCUAUGGUAACAAUCACUAUUGCUAUGGUAUUGAGAACCUUUGCUAUGGUUGUGGUCACUGUUGCUAUGGGUAAUUAGGUUGAACCACAGUUGGACACAGAUUGUCAACGUUUACUUGAAAUCUGUGUGGUAGGGUAUCGAAAAUUGAAGGAGAAUAAUCCCAAUUGUUGAGGAGACUUGCCACCUUUAGGCUAAGUUCUAUAUAAUAUUUCAGCCGAUAAGUUUAAUUGAUGAACUGGACACACACAGUCCUCUAGAGUGGGCCGUGGGCAGUGGAUUUUUACGGCAAGUGAUGACGUCCAGUGUAUAUAUAUAAUUGAAUGAUGACGUCAUUGCUGAUCGGUGCGUCGGGCUAUAAAUGACGUGGCAGUAUUGUCACUGAUGGUAGGCUGAGCACAGAGCUACGGCAUUGCCUUGAAAACGUUGUCCUGCUCCCAGCGCCACCUAGAAUGUCCAUUCCUCACCAGAGGAAGGUGAUGUGUCGUGGCAGAUUAAACCAUCUGGUAUAUUAUCAGGUUUUGAUUCAGUGCUUUGAAUCUUCACACCCUUAGUUUCUCGAAUGGUCUCUCCUGAAGCUCUAUCUGGAAGAGUCUAUAUUGGGAAAUGGGGGUGACAAGGUACUCUUGCUGAUCACAUCUCUGAGCAAACAUGUAAUAUUUAUGUAUGUCAACUUGUAAUGUAUUUAUAGUCAUUUCUACUGUUCAUUAGUUCACUUCUUAGUCGAAUAAGUUGCAUGCCAACUUGCAGGGAAUCAGGUUGGCAUCCCAACUUGCUGGGUAUAAGGUUGGCAUCGCAACUUGCUGGUAUAAGGUUGGCAUCCCAACUCGCAGGGAAUAAGGUUGGUAUCCCAACUUGCUGGGUAUAAGGUUGGCAUCCCAACUUGCUGGUCAUUAUGUUUAUAUAUAAACGUUUUACUGAUCUCAACUACACUGAGAAAGCUAUGGAUAUGCACAUUAUAUGGAGUGGGCAGGUUCGUGCGGCUUGAUGAGUUGGGAUCCAUGGCAAGUAGGCCCUCAGACAAGUGGCCUUCCAGGAACACAACCUUCAAUACUUAGUCAAUAUAGAGUGGGCAGGUUCGUGCGGCUUGAUGAGUUGGGAUCCAUGGCAAGUAGGCCCUCAGACAAGUGGCCUUCAGGGAACACAACCUUCAAUACUUAGUCAAUAUAGUCACUUCAUUAUUGGUCAAAUUGAAUAUGAAUUCAAAAUGUGAUGAAUCUACCUUUACAAGAUUAACUUAGGAUUUGUGUUCAAUAAUUUGGUCAUAAGACUUUCCAUGAUGACUAGUCUCACCCUGGUAGCAAGCACCAUUGCUAUACCAGGGCACUGUUGAUAUGAAUAGGCUUGGCUGUGUUGCACUUUGGGUAACGGCAACAACAAUCUCUUGUGAUCUGUGCAGUGCAUUUUAUUGCACGUCUCCGCAAGAAAUCACUAGUCUGUAAUCAUUAAACUUAAGGUACGUGUAUACUUCAGGACCGAGUCAACUCGAAAGAGUGAGACAUGGUUGUUGGUUCCUGGGAAAUGAAGGCUUUUCAAAUGAACUCGUCAGACAAAAAAUAUAAAAAAUAGAUUUUUAUUUUCGUGGUGGCAUUGAAGUCCAAAUCUUACAAUUCUUAAUAAAAUGGCCAUUAUGUAUCUUAAUGUGCUGGUAAUUCUGUACUUAUUUCAUGUUUUAGAUACCGUUCUGUUUACACAAUCAGUCUUGGAGCACAACUCUGUUUACAACAUGGUCUACACCAUGGAACUGAUGUACCUUUCACAUGUUACAACAUCCACGGUACUCAACUUCUGGGCGUCUAAAUCUCCCGGCAAAUGAACCGCUAGGCAUCUGAACCCAUGGGGAACUCAACCUCAGGGUAUCUGUGAGUCUCGUAGAUUCUGACCAGUAGCUAGCUUUCUAGUCUGGGGGCAAACACAACUCUUUGUGAAAAAGAACAAGAAAACGAGAUUAUUUGAAAAUCUUAAACGCGGGAACAAUGAUGAUUUAUGAAAUAGGGUGAGAUUUGAGCACGAUGGAGCUUCAAGUAGACAGACGCACAAUUACCUGAUACUUUUCAUGCCAAGUGAACAUGUCCGUUUCACAAUGUCAUUAAGGUUGUUUCUAUGACGAUCAUUUGUUUAUCAUAUGUUUGGGUGCUGUACUUUCAAGUGAGAUUACAUGUGAACAUUUGUUUCUUAUGCCUGGUUGCUAUGGGCUUAGAAUGUUCAAUUAUUGGGGACUAAAUUAGAUUUCCAUGGUUACCAAGGUCAUUUAUCUGGUAACCAUAGCAACCAGCCAUCUUCAUUGCUAUGCAGAUCAAACUCGCACUUGGUACUUAUAUUAGUGACUUUUAAUUAGUUCUAUGUGCUGCUUAGGUUUAAUUAAACAAGAUUUGAAUUUGUUUUGGAUAACUGCUUCUUUCUGUGGCGAUUAACCCUUCUCGUGUCAUGUGUAUAUAUAUGUUUGUGUUGUACUUGUUCCCAGUGCAUGAUGGGAAAAAUACUGGUAUCUGGCAUAAACUGUGUCCAAUGUUUAUUUCCAUUUGGAAUGACUUCUUUAUAAUCUUGAGCAAUAUUCCAGAAACUCAGUGAAACAAAAUGUUUGAUUGAAUUUUGACCGGUAAAACAGAAAAGCUCUGUUGGUUGUCGCCAGCAAAUGCCAGGGCCGAAAAGCUCAAUCAGCGUUGGAGACAAAUAUAUUAACAAGAGCAGCGUUGGGACUGACCACUCACAUCACUGCUCUCACUGAUUGACCGACCAGGCGCUGAAAUCUGUCAAUCAAUCUUACUUAAGUUAUUUGCCUAUCAAUGUCAAUAAUACGGGUUUAACAGAUGACUGUUGUUUUAUUGCAUGAAAAGAUGAUGUGAGGUCUUGUAUUAGGUCAGGUAGAGUAGUAAUGUGAUGUGAGGUCUUGUAUUAGGUCAGGUAGAGUAGUAAUGUGAUGUGAGGUCUUGUAUUAGGUCAGGUAGAGUAGUAAUGUGAUGUGAGGUCUUGUAUUAGGUCAGGUAGAGUAGUAAUGGCAAUAUAUAGCCCUGCCUCAACAGUGUGUUGAGAUAACGACAGAUUCAUAAUCCAACACGCGACUAAUAUCUGAUCUUUAUGUUGUUGAUAUCCGCCCCACUGCUGUAUUCCAUAUGCUCGGUAGGUGAGGAGAUUAACAAUAUGAAACACAGAUGUGAAUAGUUGUGACUCUUGUAAGAAUCACCGCUGUGUCAUCUUUGUGUCCUUGAGUGAGACACUUAACCCUCCAAUGCUUCUCUUAAACACCCCGUCCAUGGUCGCCUAAUGCAGGUUAAGCUCUGGCCCGAUGAAGCCAUUUGGCAGCUCUGGCAAUGGUACUUAUCAUCACGAGAAUGCACAAACAGGUCUAGUUCAUGUUCUGUUGAACAGGUGGCUCUACUGGUACUUAAAUAAGACACAGCAUCUCCUUGAUUAGAACUUUUUUAAACGGAUCCUUUAUUUGGUUUAUUUUUCUGGUUGCACCCACUCCAGUGACUCGAUAUUUCCUCCAGGAUUCAUAACCUCGUGUUGUUAUGAGGGAGUAUUCAGGCUCGAGCAAUUCUGUAUAGUAUUCGUCCUCCUCAUGUAUGUAUAUUGAUAGUGUGUUGCUUGAGCUUUUAGAUAUAUAGUUCCGACUCCAGGCAUGGUCUCUGUAAGUUGUGUCUCUGUCGGUCAAUUAGUCGAUUUUGUGGAUUUAGCGAUAACUGAGCGAUCAAAUCACCGAUAGAUUAUUCAGCGUGAUGUGUGGCACUUAUGAAUGUAUACACUGAUGGCGCCCUCUGAACAACAAUGUGCGAACUACAUGUUCGUACAUGAAAUGGUUAUAAGAAUAUGUGUUGGUUUUUUCUUUGAGGAAGUCUCUCUCCUUCAGGUUGUUGGUUGUUUUGAGAAUGUUUUUAAAACUGCAGUUGUCUUCCUGUCAGGCAUAAGUAUGUCACGCGAGGGUAUCGAGUCUCCACACUUCUUAGUGCCAUCACAACAAAGUGUGGUCAGUUUGACAUCCAGAAUGGUGUGGACUGGAGUCGUCUUCCUGUCAGGCAUAAGUAUGUCACGCGAGGGUAACGAGUCUCCACACUUUCAAGUGCACUCACAACAAAGUGGGGUCAGUUUGACAUCCAGAAUGGCAUGUAAAUAUUCAGGUUUUUGCCUGAUUUCAGGUUUUUUGGUGAACAAUUUGAAAACCAAAAGUUGCUGGAUUUAACCAGAUUCAUUCAAAAAUAAACACUCUCUGAAGGGGGGUCUAUAAUUUUCAGGUUUUCUUCCCCUGUUUCAGGUAUUUGAGUUUGUCUACAUUUUCAUGCCUAAAUUGGUGUGUGGCUGUCAUGAUCUCCAUGGCGGGUGUACCCAAUCACCCUUUGAGUUGAAGUAGGCAGUUCAUUCACUUCUGUCGGGGAAAAUCAACCUUUUACAAAUAUUCUCAAAACGCCCUCUUUCUUUGAAGUUUAUAACCAUUGGUUGCAUCUCGGAGAGGGUGCUUAUGAAGACGUAUUUAUUUCAUGUGUUUUGCACCUCACCCGCGUGGGUUAGUUAUGAGUUUUACUCCAUAGGUGGCCUGGAUAAUUUGUUUGAAAAUUGAAAUGAUGCACAUGGGGAGGUCUUGUAAUGUUGAGUCUACUUUUGACUGUAGCAACACACUGUGCAUUAUCAUUUAUUGAUUCUUUGUGGCGAAUAUUCCUAAAACAUCACCGCCAUUGCUGGUGGUGGAAAUAGAAACGACAACGGCCAGAAUUUCUGGACGAUCUUUCUAUUUUGUAUUUUCAAGAAAACUUUUUGACAAAUUAUUUUUGC
Lineus longissimus is the source of this 6474-nucleotide messenger RNA. Its product is annotated as ceramide synthase 1-like. Gene Ontology annotation, cellular component: membrane. The record is from RefSeq and is a predicted model, not a curated record. Gene Ontology annotation, biological process: ceramide biosynthetic process. The coding region runs from base 21 to 1181 and encodes 386 amino acids. Lineage: Eukaryota; Metazoa; Nemertea; Pilidiophora; Heteronemertea; Lineidae. Gene Ontology annotation, molecular function: sphingosine N-acyltransferase activity. The transcript is spliced from 8 exons.